Molecule: messenger RNA, 1197 nt
Organism: Fraxinus pennsylvanica
Lineage: Eukaryota; Viridiplantae; Streptophyta; Magnoliopsida; Lamiales; Oleaceae
Source: the annotation of a GenBank genome assembly
AUGGUGGUUUGUUGGUUUCUGGGAUUAGGAUCCCUUGUCUCAUGGAACAGUAUGCUGACAAUAGGAGAUUACUACUAUAAUUUGUUCCCAGAUUACCAUCCUGCACGGGUCCUCACUCUGGUUUAUCAACCAUUUGCGGUUGGAACAAUGGCAUUACUCGCAUACAACGAGGCAAAGAUUGAUACAAGGAAAAGGAACUUGAUGGGUUAUACUCUUUUCUUUUUAAGCACUUUGGGACUUCUUCUUUUGGACCUAGGCACAUCAGGGAAAGGGGGAGUAGGAAAUUAUAUUGGCAUUUGUGUUUUCGUUGCUGCUUUUGGAGUAGCAGAUGCUCAUGUUCAAGGUGGAAUGGUCGGAGAUCUAUCUUUCAUGCUUCCUGAAUUUGUCCAGUCAUUCUUUGCUGGUUUAGCUGCAUCAGGGGCUCUCACUUCUGGCUUACGCAUGAUAACAAAAGCUGCUUUUGAUAAGUCUAGUAAUGGCCUCCGUAAAGGAACUAUGUUGUUUCUCGCCAUCUCCACAUUCUUUGAAUUUCUAUGUAUUUUCUUAUACGCGUUUGUCUUCGCCAAGCUACCAAUUGUGAAGUACUAUCGCACAAAAGCAGCUUCAGAAGGAUCAAAAACAGUUUCUGCUGACCUAGCUGCUGCUGGCAUCAAUACUGAAGAAACUGCAACUGCUGACAUUGCUAAACAUGAGAGGCUGAGCAACAAACAAAUUUUAUUUCAGAAUCUUGAUUAUGCAUUGGACCUCUACCUUAUAUAUGUUCUAACAUUAUCAAUUUUUCCUGGGUUCUUAUUCGAAAACACGGGAACCCACCAGUUGGGCUCUUGGUAUCCAGUUGUCUUGAUAGCAAUGUACAACGUGUUGGAUCUUAUAGGACGAUACACUCCACUUAUAAAAAGUAUCAAGUUAGAAUCCCGAAAGGGCCUAUUGAUAGCGUCAUUAUCGCGUUUCUUGCUCAUUCCUGCAUUCUACUUCACCGCAAAGUAUGGUGAUCAGGGAUAUAUGAUACUGCUUGUAUCGUUCUUAGGACUAACAAAUGGCCACCUCACUGUCUGUGUUCUCACAGCAGCUCCUAAAGGUUAUACGGCUCCGGAGCAGAAUGCAUUGGGUAAUUUGCUAGUACUAUUUCUUCUUGGUGGCAUUUUUUCGGGUGUUGCUCUAGAUUGGUUGUGGAUUAUUGGUAAUGGAAAGUUUUAA